Molecule: messenger RNA, 519 nt
Organism: Carassius auratus (goldfish)
Lineage: Eukaryota; Metazoa; Chordata; Actinopteri; Cypriniformes; Cyprinidae
Product: fucolectin-like
Exons: 3
Source: RefSeq, a predicted model, not a curated record
AUGCAUUUUCUAGAAAAUGUAGCAGUACUUGGUGCUGCUAUACAGUCAUCAACAUCUGGGGUCUGGAUUGCUGAAAAUGCCAUUGAUCGAGGUCUCCAGCAGUUGUAUACAGGAUGUUCCUCAACACUCAGACAGACUAACCCAUGGUGGAGGUUGGAUCUGUAUGAUAUUUACAGUGUUAACAGAGUGGUCAUUACUAACAGAAACGACUGCUGUGCAGAACAAAUAAACGGAACAGAGAUUCGCAUCGGGAACUCUUUGGAGAACAACGGCAACAACAAUCCCAUAUGUGCUGUUAUUCCUGCUAUUCCAGCAGGUGAGUCCUACAGCUACUCAUGCGGUGGGAUGGAGGGACGUUACGUGAACUUAAUCAUUCCUGGAGACAUGAAGUUACUCACUAUGUGUGAGGUGAAGGUCUAUGGAGAAGGUCCUUGUUUAAAAAAAACGUUUGUAAAAAUUCAGUUUAAAUCCAGCAAUGAUUUGACCAACCCUACAAUGAGAGGAAAUGUUCUGAAACAG